AUGAUGGCGACAGAAACGGGAAAGAUGUCUUUUGCCAAGGUGGCCGCGUCUGCAUCGAAAAAGGAUCUGCCAACGACUACGAUGUCCCAACAGGACUCCUCCAAAUCCCGGCACGAUAGCGCACCCAAUGCCGCCAACGGCAAGCCUUCCCCAUCGACGGGUAGUGUCAAGCCGCCGAAGAAGCCGGUUGCUAUCCCAGAAAAGCCAGCGGCCUCAACACCAGCUGUCCCAAAGAAGACAGAGGCAGCGACGGCAGGGAAGUCCGUUGCAGACGGCUUAGCGGAGCUGCAAAUCGCCCCUACAAACCCAGGUCUGGUGCUGGAUGAUGCCACCCUGGAUGCGGCUGCCGACGGGCAGGCAGGCACAGCUGGCACGUCGAGCACCGCUGCGAGUGCUGCCGUCAGUGCGGCUGCUAGCGCCACAGCCAGUGCCAACCAGACCACGCCGUCUUCGUCUGACGAUGUGUCGCAGAAGGCGGAUUCCAGCUCCGAUCUGGACACGAAGCCGCCGAGUCUGGACGGCAAGAGCAUCACAUCCGGGACGACGUUUAAUGCUCUCGACGAAAAGGAGUCGCUGCGCCCGGACGACAGCGCCAGCGUGAAGGCGGCCGCCGACGAAGACGACUCGUUCUCAGUCCGUCGGUCGUUGCUCGUGUCCUCGCGCAUGGGGUCGGAUGUGGCUGCGCGCGUCCAACGCAUCCAGCUCGGCGACAUGCCACCCCGCCUCGUCCCACUCACUAGCCAGGAGCCCGCGGUGUCGGGUGUGGCGACCCCGCACAGUAUCUCGUCCGAGCAGCAGCCCGUGACGGAGGCCCGUGUGCAGCUGGCCACCAGCACGUCCACGCCCGGCGGCCUGAACGGCCAGAACCCCGACGAAAAGCUGCUCGAUGCCAUGGCUUCGCAAAAGAACCGCGUCUUCCUCCUCCGGCUCGAGAGCGAGGUCGUCGAUUUUGUGCAGAACUCAAAGGAGCCCUUUAUGGACCUGCCGCCGAGCAACUCAUUCUGCCGCAUGCUCACGCACAAGCUGGCCGACUACUAUCACAUGACGCACUCCUUUGAGGCUGUGGCCGGCUCAGUGCGCAUCUACCGCACGCCGUUCUGUCGCGUGCCGCCGCCUCUGGCCAGCUUCGUGCCCGUCAACACACCCGAGAGCACGAACGCUCCCCCACAGAUUGUCAAACCGAGGAAGAUUAUGCGGCGUGGCGAGGAGUUCGACCAGCCGGCGAGUACCGGCCCCUCCAAGCCCACGUCUGAAGACGGCAGCGACUUGAAAGAAAAGGCACCGCCUGCCAAGGAGAAGAUGACGCGCGAAGAGCGCGAGGAAGCCUACAACAGGGCCAGGGAGCGCAUCUUCGCCAUGCCCACCGAAUCGUCCACGCCCGAAAACGACGACGGUACCGGCAUCUCGCGCGCCAGCUCCGUCUCCGCCAAAGACAAGGCUGCCCAGGGCAAAAAGGCCAAGACGGCCAAGCAACGCCGCGACGACUCGGAGAGCUUCGACUCGCGCUCGCAGUACACCCCAUUCUACCACCACUCACAACAGGCCACCUGGGUCAACCCGCAGUUUAUGCCAACAGGAAACCUAGCGAGCUUCCCCUACAAUGCCCAGCAGCAGCACCAGCAGCAGCACCAGCCGAACCAGCCGACUCAACCGAACCAGCCGAACCAACAGCCACACGGGCCGCAGUAUCCAAACAACAUGCAACCGCCAAUUGCAUACGGCACACCGCAGACCGCGUAUCCGCCUGUCGUUUCCAGCAACGGCCCUGUCCCACCGGCAAAUGGAAUGGCUCAUUAUCCCCCCCAACCUGGCCCGCCACACCAUCCCGGGUCGCAAAAUGGACCACACCCAUAUCUCUACGGACCUUCUGGACAACCAGGCAAUGCAGCACCUCCACAGCACUGGCAACAGCACCAACAGCCCCAAAUGCAGCCGCAGCCUUAUAACAACGGCGCUGCCUACCCAUCGCCACAAGCGCGGUCGGUAGCUCCGAAUAGUGCCCUCCCAGCUGGCAUGACCUACGCGUACGGCCAACUGCCGGCGCAUUACAAUCCUAACGACCCAAAGGCGCAACAUCCCAUCCCCGGCAGCUACGCCGGAACGUAUACCCGCCAUGGCUUCAACCCCAAGACGCAAUCGUUUGUGCCAGGAACGGGCCCGAUGGCGAUGCCCAUGGCGAUGCCAAUCCCGAUGGCCGGUCCCCACGGCGCAUAUGGCGCGACCAACGGUCCUGGGCCUGUGCCGAUGGGAAUGAGCCCUGGGCAGAACCAAGGCAGCAUGCCCUAUAACAACGGCGGCUAUCAGCAGCCCAGUCUGUCGACGUCGCCGUACGGCAGCAGCACGACAUCGAGCUAUGGCAUGAUGCGCCAGGGAUCAGGAAGCUCCACGUCCGCCUACCCGAUGGGACAGCAGCCGUACCCAGGGCCUGUGGCCUACCAUGACCCAUAUGGCAACACCCUGGCACACGGACCGCCACUCCCCGGCGCACCUGGCCCUGGCCAUCUUCCGCCUCCGCACGGCCCGCCACAUGCAGUUCCCCUUGGCGCUCCCCUUGGCGCUCCACGAGGACCAUCUCAUUACAAGAUGAAUGCUCCGCACAGUGCCGCCCAGGGGCCCAAAAAGUCAAACGGUGCACCAGCGCCAAAGGGGCCUGGCCAGUCGAAUGGCACAUCACAGAGCCAAAAGGGUUCGGGCCAGGCGUAUGGAAACCUGCCCAACUACGGCAAUCCGGCAACCCUGCCGCAGAAGCCCACGUCUGCAUAA
This is a messenger RNA of Sporothrix schenckii 1099-18, 2763 nucleotides long. Its product is annotated as r3h domain protein. Gene Ontology annotation, biological process: galactose metabolic process. Gene Ontology annotation, molecular function: nucleic acid binding. The transcript is spliced from 3 exons. The coding region runs from base 1 to 2763 and encodes 920 amino acids. The record is from RefSeq and is a predicted model, not a curated record. Lineage: Eukaryota; Fungi; Ascomycota; Sordariomycetes; Ophiostomatales; Ophiostomataceae.